AGAAGAAGAAGAAGAGAAAGGAGCAAAAGCUUCACUGCCACAGCUUUUAAAGCGCUCAUGCAACUUAGCCUACAAAAACCCCCUCACUCAUACCAUCUUAUUCUCACCCCCAUCACCUUCCUCCAAUCUCCCACUUUCACUUAAUUUUUCUAAAUUCCCGUUUUUUCGAUGGCCAAGACUAUCUCCACAUCAAAUCAUAAAGCAUUCCAUGUUUUGGGGCUGUUUAGUAUUCUGCUGUUGAUCCAGAAAAGUAGUGCAUAUGAGUUCAAGGUUGGAGGCUCCAAUGGUUGGGCAGUUCCUUCUAAUUCCAAUGCUCUCAGCUACAAUCAGUGGGCAGAAACAAGUCGAUUUCAAAUUGGAGACACUCUAUUGUUUGUGUACCACCCUGAAAACAAUGACUCGGUGCUUCAUGUAUCGGAGGAGGAUUACACUAACUGCAAUACAGCAACAUACCUCCAAAAAUAUUCUGAUGGGCACACUGUUUUCCAGCUCAACCACGCCGGGCAUUACUACUUCAUAAGUGGAGUGAAGGACAACUGCCUCAAGAACCAAAAGAUGGUGGUUGUGGUGAUGGCAGAUAGAAGCAACAAAUCUUCGAGUUCUAACCAAACAAGUGUAGCAUCUUCUCCCCCGUCUCCCGCUCCCACUGGUGACGAGUCUCCACCAUGGGGGACGGUACAAAUAGUCCCAUCUCCAGCUCCUGCCACCGAACAGACCCCUUCUCCUCCUCCUCCUCCUCCUCCUCCAAGUGGUGCCUCUUCAGUUGUUUUUUUUUAUAUCGGUUCGAUAGGAGCUCUUGUUGGUUCAUCUCUUAUUUUAGUUUUCUAAAUCCAGGAUUUGGUCAUUGUUUUAUAGCUUGUGUGUUUUUUUGUUUAUGAUUUUGCACACCUUGGUCUCAGUGUGUUGAACUGAGUCUUUUAAGGGUAUUAUAAAUUGGUGUUUGAUAUUUAUUUGAUAUUAUUGUUGAGGGAAUAAACUGAACCUAUGUGUGUAGUCUGGGUUGAUCAGUACUUUUUCACUAUGUAAUGAACAAUGUAUAUAGGCAAAUAAAUUGGUUUUUGUGCUGUGUGGAUAUAAUAA
This is a messenger RNA of Cornus florida, 1080 nucleotides long. Its product is annotated as early nodulin-like protein 9. Gene Ontology annotation, molecular function: electron transfer activity. Bases 169 to 828 code for a protein of 219 amino acids. The transcript has 2 exons. NCBI's taxonomy places the organism in Eukaryota, Viridiplantae, Streptophyta, Magnoliopsida, Cornales, Cornaceae. Gene Ontology annotation, cellular component: plasma membrane. The record is from RefSeq and is a predicted model, not a curated record.